Rhinopithecus roxellana (golden snub-nosed monkey) is the source of this 5451-nucleotide messenger RNA. RefSeq names its product trafficking protein particle complex subunit 10. Gene Ontology annotation, cellular component: TRAPPII protein complex. The coding region runs from base 958 to 2994 and encodes 678 amino acids. Lineage: Eukaryota; Metazoa; Chordata; Mammalia; Primates; Cercopithecidae. The record is from RefSeq and is a predicted model, not a curated record. Gene Ontology annotation, biological process: intra-Golgi vesicle-mediated transport; early endosome to Golgi transport. The transcript has 10 exons.
UUGCCUGGGCGACAGAGCGAGACCCUGUCUCAAAGAAAGGGGGAAACGAGAUCCAUCUGGUUGGGUUUCUCAGAAGCAUCAUGACAUUAAUUUGGCUUUGUAGAGUCUUUAACAUGCCCAAACUGAUUGUUGGUAGAGCCAUGACCACAUCUGCUGCUUUGUAUUUGAGACUAUUUGAGUUGUGAUUUUCCUGCCAACGUUCCUUGGUAUCCCUAUAUGAAUAAAAUAUUCCACAAUUGUUUACUGUUUCUCAUGAUCGGUGGCAUCAGUCUUGGCAAGUCCUUUAGUUGAUGAAUAUUUAAUAAAUACUUAACUGGUCAGUUCUGCAGCCUUGUGGAUUUUCUAGACAAAACUAGGGUACUUACAGUUUGGUCAGAGUGAGAAGGGCCCAGAGAGAGCAUUAGGCUCUCACUUCAGCAGCGACUGACCUGGCUGGUAGCUACCGUCCUGAGCCUGGGGCACAAAGGGGUCCUUGUUUAAUCGGCUGACUUUGUAGACUGGCAAACACCUGGGGUUUAUUUCCACAUUACAGCAGGGCACUUGGACAUCUUCACUGAGCAUGUUUUUAAGUAGGUGAGAAAAUAUUGGAAUCUCUUGAAAAUAGCUCUAGAAAGUAGACUAUUUACAAAUCUUAGUUUGGAAUUGAGAGGUAGUUUACCUGUAUUUCUCUUAGGUUUGUCAAAGCAGACUUGAGAAGAUUAACUUCUGUACAUUUUAUGAUUUCUAGGCAUUACGUAGGUAUUUGUUCAUAUUUUGCUUUUGACACAGUAACUUUUGGGGGGUGUGAAGAUGGCAAGAGGCUGGGCUUGGCUGUUCUGCACAUCACUGCUGCUUGCUCCAGUACGCUCUCAGUAAUCUUACUGUGUCCACGGCCUGCUGCUGCUUACUGCCAGGAAGUGUGACUUGGGGAAUAAGUUAUGAUAAUGUCUGUUUACAGGUCAUAAGAUAGUGCUACCCAUGCAGUCCUUUGCACAACUGCGAGAUCUCCAUUUUGAUCCCUCCAAUGCCGUGGUCCAUGUGGGCGGUGUUCUGUGCAUUGAGAUAACCAUGUACAGCCAGAUGCCUGUGCCCGUUCAUGUGGAGCAGAUUGUGGUCAAUGUCCACUUCAGCAUUGAGAAAAACAGCUACCGGAAGACUGCGGAGUGGCUUACCAAGCACAAGACGUCCAACGGGAUCAUUAACUUUCCACCCGAGACCGCACCUUUCCCUGUAUCCCAAAACAGUUUGCCCGCCCUGGAGCUGUAUGAGAUGUCUGAGAGAAGCCCAUCUGAUAACUCCUUGAACACGACCGGGAUUAUCUGCAGAAACGUCCACAUGCUCCUGAGAAGGCAGGAGAGCAGCUCCUCUCUAGAGAUGCCCUCGGGGGUGGCUCUGGAGGAGGGGGCCCACGUGCUGAGGUGCAGCCACGUGACCCUGGAACCAGGGGCCAACCAGAUAACCUUCAGGACUCAGGCCAAGGAACCUGGAACAUAUACACUCAGGCAGCUGUGCGCCUCAGUGGGCUCCGUGUGGUUCGUCCUCCCUCACAUCUACCCCAUUGUGCAGUACGACGUGUACUCGCAGGAGCCCCAGCUGCACGUGGAGCCGCUGGCUGAUAGCCUUCUGGCAGGCAUUCCUCAGAAAGUCAAGUUCACUGUCACUACCGGCCAUUAUACGAUAAAGAAUGGAGACAGCCUGCAGCUCAGCAAUGCAGAAGCCAUGCUUAUUCUUUGCCAGGCGGAGAGCAGGGCCAUGGUCUACUCCAACACGAGAGAACAGUCUUCUGAUGCCGCGCUCCGGAUUCAGUUCUCUGACAAGGUCACGAGCAUCAGUCUGCCUGUUGCGCCUGCGUACCAUGUGAUCGAAUUUGAACUGGAAGUUCUCUCUUUACCUUCAGCCCCAGCACUCGGAGGGGAGAGUGACAUGCUGGGGAUGGCAGAGCCCCACAGGAAGCAUAAGGACAAACAGAAAACUGGCCACUGCAUGGUUACCACAGACCACAAAGUGUCGAUUGACUGCCCGUGGUCCAUCUACUCCACGGUCAUCGCACUGACCUUCAGUGUGCCCUUCAGGACCACGCACGCCCUGCUGUCCUCAGGAACACGGAAAUAUGUUCAAGUUUGUGUCCAGAAUUUGUCAGAACUUGACUUUCAGCUGUCAGAUAGUUAUCUUGUAGAUACCAGUGAUAGCACCGACCUGCAACUAGUACCACUGAACACGCAGUCCCAGCAGCCCAUCUACAGCAAGCAGUCGGUGUUCUUCGUCUGGGAACUCAAGUGGACAGAAGAGCCUCCCCCUUCUCUGCAUUGCCGGUUCUCUGUUGGAUUUUCCCCAGUUUCUGAGGAACAGCUGUCUGUCUCCUUAAAGCCGUAUAUUUAUGAAUUUAAAGUGGAAAAUUUUUUUACAUUAUACAACGUGAAGGCUGAGAUCUUUCCCCCUUCGGGAAUGGAGUACUGCAGAACAGGCUCCCUCUGCUCCCUGGAGGUAUCGAUCACGAGGCUCUCAGACCUCUUGGAGGUGGACAAGGAUGAAGCACUGACCGAAUCUGAUGAGCAUUUUUCGACAAAGCUUAUGUAUGAAGUUGUCGACAACAGUAGCAAUUGGGCAGUGUGUGGGAAAAGCUGCGGUGUCAUCUCCAUGCCAGUGGCUGCUCGGGCCACUCACAGGGUCCACAUGGAAGUGAUGCCGCUCUUCGCGGGGUAUCUCCCUCUGCCCGACGUCAGGCUGUUCAAGUACCUCCCCCAUCAUUCUGCGCACUCCUCCCAACUGGACGCUGACAGCUGGAUAGAAAAUGACAGCCUGUCAGUAGACAAGCACGGGGACGACCAGCCAGACAGCAGCAGCCUUAAGAGCAGGGGCAGCAUGCACUCAGCCUGCAGCAGCGAGCACAAAGGCCUGCCCAUGCCCCGGCUGCAGGCACUGCCGGCCGGCCAGGUCUUCAACUCCAGCUCAGGCACGCAAGUCCUGGUCAUCCCCAGCCAAGAUGACCACGUCCUGGAAGUCAGUGUAACAUGACAGCGCUGGGGUGAACACAUGCCAUGGCCCAGCUAGGAGUGCACUUUAUGGGACUGUGACUGGACUCUUCUCCGUUCUGGCUCCAGCCAGACCUUCAGUGGUCCUGCCUGGCUGUGGGGACGUCAGAGAGCAUCAUCAUGCAGCUGGCCAGCGAGUUCUGUUGUUGUUUUCAUGCCGCCUGUGAUCUCACAUUCCUGCUUUUCUCACCCCGUCCCCAUGCUGGUGUCCCACGCCACUUACUCAGAGCUCCAGCCUCCCUCCCCCUACCUCACACGCUGCUCAUGAAAGUUGCCACCCAUGCUGUCUCCACGAAGCAGCCUCUGUCUGCUGGCUCUUUGUGGAAGGCCAUUUGUCUUUCAGGUAGACACUCAGCAGGCCUUGCAUUCUUAGUGACAUGUGUGUGCCUUUCUGGUCACACAGCUGCCCAGGUUCCUGAUCGGGGUUUAUUUGUGUCCCCUAAGGGGUAAAACAGCCGUUUACCGCAGAUCCUCUCGUUGUGCUUUUCUAGAGUAACACCCUUCUAGGGGAGGUGGGUGGGGGGAGGGAGGGAUCAUAACCCCUUCUGUGCCUUGGGAUGCCGGAGCUGGGGGACCUGGAGGCCCAUCAGCCGGAGCCACGUGAAAGGUACUGAAGAAAGCUGAGACCCGGCUGUGAGGAACUCCUCGGCGGUGAGGUGGUUUAGGGAUAAAUGUUUCUAGAACCCUGUGGUCCCCUAUAAUGUUGAUAGAAUAUCAUAUGCACUGGGAGUUAAAUAUGUAUUUAAUUUAAUGAUCAUUAUAUAUGUGGGGGUUAAUACGUUUUUCUGUCCCUUUAAAGUCUUUACAUGUAAUUGUAGCUGUAUAAUCAUUAUUUUUCUUUUGCACCUUAAGUCUUAGAAAUUAAGAUGUUCCAUCGUGAGGAUGAGAGAGGUCCUCAGUGGGUUUUCAGUCUGGUUGUAGGGAAGGACUCAAGUCCUGGAAUGUCCUCCGCUGGUCUACUGAGUUGCAGUCACACUGUUCCAAUGGAGUAUUUGCUUUCGGUUGUAAAUUUAAUUGUACAUAUGGUUGAUUUAUUAUUUUUAAAAAUACAGACUAACUGAUGUAAUGUUUAUGUGUAAGUUGCACCAAAAAUCAAGGACAAAAAUAAGUGUGUUUGUUUUUACAGGUGUGAAAGUCACAGCUUGUAAAUAAGUGUUGUACGUAUUAAACCUUUUCCAGCUCUCCAAAGCGAUGUAUUUUUGUACAUAUGAAAUAGAGUACUCUUAAUUUCCUGGGCAAGCGUGCUUGGAAUUGAACUUGACAAGAUUAGCGCGAGCAGAUAGAAUCGGGUCCAGCAGCGAGUGGCCCUCGUGUGAAUCCCCGUGGAUAUGCAAGUCGUGGAGAGAAGGAGCACCGGGUUCCCGCCCAGCACGGUGCUUGCGGGAGGCAGUGGGGCGUGGGAGGAAGGAGGCACAGACUGGGGAAACGUGACAGCUGUCAUUUCCAGUAUUCUCUGUGUUAUCUUUUAGCUCAUUCAAUAAAUAAAGGUGAUGUGAUUUUUUUUUUUCCUUCUACGUCUUUUUCAUUUGUAGAAAUUGGAGACAUGUAAAGAAGAUAAAUAAUUGUGUAUUUAAACUUCCCAGAAAUUUAUCUUCCUCAUGUGCAGUUUAAAACUAACAAACUUGGUCAAACUAGUUAGCAAAUUAGAACUUCAGAAUCUAAUGAUAGUUUAGGGUUUCUAAAAUAAGGUUUUUUUAUCGUAAAAAUUGAUGAUUGCCCUGCAUUUCUACCAAGUCCUGUGAAUAAAGAGAUGGGAGAUUUGAUUCUGUCAGAAGAGCCUGUAAUCCGUGUUGUCAGCCUGGGAGGCUUCCCCAGUCUAUAAUGUAGCUUUCCCUCUUACCCUUUCUCUCUUACCUUCUGGAAGAGGGAAUGUGAUUAAAUGUUUUAUUUAUUACUCUCUGAUAUUCUUGUAUCUAGUUCUACUCCUAGGAUGAAAUUAUCCAACUUCACAUAUAUUUAGAGGAAGAAAGUGAAGGAGAAAUUUAAAAUGUUUACAGUGCUUUCUUAUUGCCUGAAAAUGGAAUGAAAUCAAAUUUAUCAGUUUUUUCCCCCAAUUACCCAAAAGAUCUUUUGCAAAUUAUGUUACAUGAAUGCUUCUGCCUCUUUAAGACAAAGAAGGUUACCCAAAAUUGUCAUUUUUUUCUUAAUGUUUGUCAUAAAAGUCCUAAAAGAGUAACUGUAAUUGGAUUUUUAUUGUUUUAUGUAAAGUAAGGUCUAUGUGUUUGAGACAAGCUGGUUUUGUUGAUAAAGAUGUAAGAGAUGUUAAAUAAUUGUGAAGCCGGAUAUACAAUGUGUAUCUAAAAAGCAAGGAAUUUGCAGCCAUUUUACAAAUAUCUGUGGAACAUGUAAAUACUGUGAAAUGGAAAAUAAAAUAAGUUAUAAUUUUUGUGAAUUUCAUGGGAUGUCCUAUGAUUGGAAAAAUUAUAACUUCUGAUUCUAA